AAUGAAUACACAGUUCACAAGAGGCAGUAUAUGAUUUAUAGAACUUUGAGCUUGGUACUUUACGCUGAACGAUUUUAUCUCGUUAUAUUUAUUGCGUGUAUUUGAUUAAAGAUGAUGAGUGACGCGGCACGUUUCUCUUUCUCAUUGCAUUUAAUGAAUUUGCCUUUCCGCAUAUCACGCAUCCUUUAUUACAAUCUCUAAAAAUAGCCACGCCAAAUGUACUGUUAAUGUUCGGAAUGGAUCAGUGACCUUGACAUUUUCGUCACACUGUGUCUUCGUGGAGAAUCAGUUGUACAAUAGUUUGCGAUCUUAAGGGACUUAUAUAAUUUAUACGUAGCAAAUCGAUCAUGCGCGUGUUCGCACAUGUGCUACACCGUUGGAUCUCUGUCGGUUCCUUGCCAUCACUAUUGAAGGAGGAUCCUGCGGAGGGAGCCCGAGUUGUUACUCGUGUUUCUUCGCUGUGAUGACGCCAAGAACUACUGUUGAAUCAACGUGAGCGCGAGCGCGAGAGUGACUCGUGAAGUAUUCGAAUUCUUUCACGCGGCAUGGUUUCCUUCUGGCGUGAGUGCCUGUGACCCGUAGUACUUACUUAUGUGUAACGAGACUGAUCAUGGAUUCUAGUAAAAAAUAUGACACGCCAAAUCCAAAAUUGAAGGCGAACUGUUUUAGCCGAUUGAUUUUUUGGUGGUUGAAACCGCUAUUUUGGUAUGGAAGAAGUCACGAUUUAGAAAUCAAAGAUAUUUACAAUGUCAUGCCAGAGGAUGUUAGCCAGCUUCUUGGAGAUAAACUCGAGAAAAAUUGGUUGAAGGAAGCUAAGGCCGCAGCAGAGGCAGAUAGAAAGCCCAAGUUUUUCAAAGCCUUAAGAAAUACAUUCGCUUGGAAAGUCGCUUACUACGGGGGGUGGCAAUGUUUCUUAGCAAUGGUUAUAAGAGUUGUGCAACCAUAUGUACUUGGCCUACUUAUUUGGUACUUUGAUCCAAGAUCAACUUUCACUACCACAGAAGCAUAUAUUUAUGCUUCAGCCGUUGUUGUUACAUCUUUGUCAUCAGCAUUAACUGCUCAUCAUGCUAGCUUAGGUUUGAUGGAAGUUGGUAUGAGAAUGAGGAUAGCAUGUUCUUCUUUAAUGUACAGGAAGAUAUUACGUCUAUCGAAAUCUUCUACCAAUAUAACUACACCUGGACAAAUUAUAAACCUAUUAUCAAAUGAUGUAGCAAAGUUCGAACAAUUGUUUGUUGCAAUACAUUAUAUUUGGAUUGUGCCACUGCAAGGUGCUUUGAUUGCUUUCAUGAUAUGGAAAAAUGUAGGAAUUGCAUCUUUGGCCGGUAUUUUUCUCAUAAGUAUCCAAACUCUACCUCUACAAGGAUUCAUGGGGAAAUGGAUAUCAAAGUUAAGAUUAAAGAUCGCAAUUAAAACAGACGAAAGAGUACGUUUAAUGUCGGAAAUUAUUGGGGGUAUUCAAGUGAUCAAAAUGUAUACAUGGGAAAAACCGUUUGAGAAGCUUGUUAGCACUGUCAGAAGCAAAGAGAUAGACGUACUGUCGAUUACUUCGUACUUACGAGGGUUUACCUUAGCUAGUUUUGUGUUCACCGAGCGUACCACGUUAUAUUUUACACUCAUGACGUAUGUACUUCUCGGGAAUAGUAUAUCAGCCGAUAAGGUAUUUUCGAUGGCCCAGUACUUUAAUAUUCUACAACUUACUAUGGCGAUAUUGUAUCCCAUGGCCGUAUUAGCUGCCGCUGAGGCAGCUGUAUCCAUUAAGAGGAUCGAGAAUUUUCUACUGCUGAAAGAGAAUACUAGCAUAACGUAUUCUGAGCCGACGAAGGGAGAUGGUAGCAUUAUGAUCAAAAACGUAACAGCAUCUUGGACAGACUAUGCAAUAUCUCAUACUUUACAUGACCUUAACAUUCAUAUAGAACCCGGUAAACUCGUUGCUAUCGUCGGUGCGGUUGGUUCGGGAAAGAGCUCGCUUCUCAACUUGAUUUUGAAAGAAUUGCAACAAACGCAUGGCGAGGUACGAGUAAACGGUGGCGUGUCUUACGCGAGUCAGGAAGCUUGGUUGUUCGCAGGAACGGUGCGAAAUAACAUACUUUUCGGACGGCCUUACGAGAGCAGACGAUACUGCGAAAUUGUUCGAGUGUGUGCUCUCACUAAAGAUUUUCAACAGUUCAAUCACGGUGACAAGACCUUAGUUGGAGAUCGAGGCGCAUCACUCAGUGGCGGGCAGCGUGCGAGAAUUAAUUUAGCCAGGGCUGUAUACAGAGAUGCGGAUAUUUAUUUAUUGGAUGACCCGUUAUCCGCAGUUGACACACACGUAGGAAAGCAUUUGUUCAAUGAGUGUAUCAAAAGCUAUCUUCAAAAUAAAACGAGAAUUCUCGUGACUCAUCAAGUGCAGCAUUUAAAGAAUUGCGAUUACAUCAUUCUGAUGAACAAUGGUAAAAUCGAAUCCCAGGGAACAUUUGCGGAACUUCAAAAGAAAGGUACAAAUUUCUUAAGCACGCUCUCAACCGAAGAAAACAAAGAGGAGUCGGAAACGACAGAUCCUAGUGAAAACGCUAAAGCUGAUUUAGUAUGUAUGACUACUUAUGGUAGCAAGGAUGAUGAUGAGGCAGAGCCUGAAGAAACGGAGGAAUUGAUGGCUAAAGGAAAUAUAUCUAAUGCUCUUUACUGGAAAUAUUUCCGAGCCGGAGGUUCCAUCUGCAUGAUUUUGACUUUCGUAUUAACUUUAAUUUUUGGCCAAGUGGCAAGCAGCGGUUGCGAUUAUUGGGUUGCUUACUGGACGAAUCAAGAAGAACUACGCAUUAAAAGUCUAAAUACCAAUCACACUUUAGAAACAUCAAAACAAAACCAGAAUCUUACAGUUCCACUCUCUAUCUCGAAUGAUACGCUUGAGUCUGAAAUGGAUAGUUUUAAUAUUAGUGUCCCGGGUUUGUCAACAAUGUUAGAAAAUAGUCUUGUUAAUGGGACGUACGUGAUGAAUGCAGUACAUGACGAUUCGAGUUUCAUCGAUCGUGACACCGCUUUGUGGAUUUAUGGAGGUUUUAUCCUUGCGAGUAUAGUAUUUACGUUGACAAGGAAUCUUACGUUCUUUAAGAUAUGUAUGAAUGCCAGUAAAAAUCUUCAUAAUUUCAUGUUCUCGUCUUUGCUAAAAGCGCCGAUGCUAUUUUUCGACACAAAUUCGUCUGGCCGCAUCCUGAAUCGUUUCUCGAAAGACGUCGGUUCUGUUGAUGAAGUGUUACCGCGAACAAUGAUAGAAUCGAUACAAAUAUUUGCAGUAAUGGUUGGAAUCUUAGUUCAAGUUCUCAUUAUCAAUUGGUGGACAGUAUUUCCGAUGAUCGUAAUGGGUUUCCUUUUUUGGCAAAUACGAAACAUCUAUCUUAAAACUGCGCAAGCUAUGAAACGUUUGGAAGGGAACACGAAAAGUCCCGUGUUUUCCCACGUUAGUUCUUCAUUGCUUGGAUUGACGACAAUUCGUUCCGCUGGUGCGCAGGAGAUGGUUCGGAAAGAGUUCGAUGUGCAUCAAGAUCUCCAUACUAGUACUUACCUUUUGACCAUAUCAGCGAGCACUGCUUUUGGUCUAGCGUUAGAUUUCGUAUCUGUUGGUUUCGUUGCUUUUAUUACAUAUAGUUUCAUACUGCUCGAUGACGGCAACACUUUCGCGGGGAACGUAGGAUUAGCCAUAUCCCAAGUGCUGAUUUUAUGUGGCAUGCUUCAGUAUGGCAUGCGGCAGACCGCCGAGACGAUAGCACAAAUGACUAGCGUAGAACGAAUUUUACAAUUUACGCAGUUAGAUAACGAGGGACCUUUAGAAAGUGAGCCUAACAAGAAACCGUCUGCACAGUGGCCUUCUAAAGGAGAAAUCAAGUUCGAUCACUUGUACUUACGCUACGACGACUCCGCACCCCCAGUACUUAAAGACUUGUGUUUAGUCAUUAAGCCUGGUGAAAAAAUAGGAAUAGUCGGUCGUACAGGUGCCGGCAAAACCACUCUGAUUUCAGCUCUAUUCCGCUUAGCUAAACUCGAGGGUGCUAUUUACAUAGAUAACAUAGACACGAAACAAGUAGGUCUUCAUGACUUACGAAAGAAGAUCUCUAUUAUCCCGCAAGAGCCGGUGCUGUUUUCGGCAUCUCUCAGAGAUAAUCUCGAUCCGUUCCAUGACUUCGAUGACGCUGCUCUCUGGGAAGCUCUCGACGAUGUAGAAUUGAAAUCAACCACUUCCUCUUUAGAUUACGUCGUUGAUCAGGGAGGUGCAAAUUUCAGUGUCGGGCAAAGGCAGUUACUUUGCCUGGCGCGUGCCAUCUUAAGGAACAAUAAAAUUCUUCUCCUCGACGAAGCUACAGCUAACGUCGACCCUUCGACAGAUGCCUUAAUACAGAAUACUAUACGACAGAACUUCAGACAUUGCACGGUACUGACCAUAGCGCACCGAUUGAACACGAUUAUGGACAGCAACAAAGUGCUGGUCAUGGAUCAUGGGAAAGCGAUCGAAUUCGAUCAUCCGCAUAUUCUGCUUCAAAACGAGGAAGGCCAUUUUACUGGAAUGGUGAAAGAAACUGGACACUUGAUGUACGAGCAACUGAAGAAAAUUGCGAAACAGGCUUAUGACAAUUUAUCCACCGACACAGAAUUGCAACCACAAUCACAAGUCCUAAAUGGAACGGUACAGAGUACUUAGGAGUUUCUACUUAGACGUUUCUUUAUUUUAAGGUACGACGUAUAUAGUCCUUAGCGAACAAAACACAAUAAAGUGUGCACAAUAUUUUUGUACGCAAUCCUUUUUUUAAACUGUUAUGUCGAAAGUGUUUUAAAGCAAUGUCCACACACAUGCCGAAAGUAUUCAUUAGUUAAAUAUUAUAUUACGUAUUUUAAGCUAUCUGCUGUGCAGCACCAUAACUUUAUAUAUUGAUAUUUUUAUAUUUUAAUAACACAAAGUGGAUUUUAUAACACAAAAUAUAUUUUAUAUAUUAGAUGCAGAAAGUACUUAAAAAAAUUGUACUAUACACAUUGUGAGAAAACUGUUACAUAAAAUGUGUACUAUUUUAAUUUUUAAUAAAUCAUGUAUACACGUUCUAAA
This is a messenger RNA of Ceratina calcarata, 5071 nucleotides long. RefSeq names its product multidrug resistance-associated protein 4. Gene Ontology annotation, cellular component: membrane. NCBI's taxonomy places the organism in Eukaryota, Metazoa, Arthropoda, Insecta, Hymenoptera, Apidae. Bases 611 to 4672 code for a protein of 1353 amino acids. Gene Ontology annotation, molecular function: ATP hydrolysis activity; ABC-type transporter activity; ATP binding. The transcript is spliced from 18 exons. Gene Ontology annotation, biological process: transmembrane transport. The record is from RefSeq and is a predicted model, not a curated record.